This is a messenger RNA of Gavialis gangeticus (Gharial), 4314 nucleotides long. RefSeq names its product CTR9 homolog, Paf1/RNA polymerase II complex component (gene CTR9). Gene Ontology annotation, molecular function: RNA polymerase II complex binding. The coding region runs from base 94 to 3591 and encodes 1165 amino acids. The record is from RefSeq and is a predicted model, not a curated record. NCBI's taxonomy places the organism in Eukaryota, Metazoa, Chordata, Crocodylia, Gavialidae. Gene Ontology annotation, biological process: regulation of DNA-templated transcription. Gene Ontology annotation, cellular component: Cdc73/Paf1 complex. The transcript is spliced from 25 exons.
AGUUUGUGACGGGAAGUGCACGCGGGGGCCACGGAGAGGAGCUGAGGCGGCUGCUCGUCGUGGGAUCGGGCGCUGCCCCGGGGCACCGGCAUCAUGUCGCGGGGCUCUAUUGAGAUCCCCCUCCGGGACACGGACGAGGUCAUUGAGCUUGACUUCGAUCAGUUACCGGAGGGGGAUGAAGUUAUAAGUAUCCUGAAACAAGAACAUACCCAGCUGCACAUAUGGAUUGCCUUAGCGCUGGAAUACUACAAACAAGGCAAAACAGAAGACUUUGUGAAACUAUUGGAAGCUGCACGUAUAGAUGGUAAUUUGGAUUAUAGAGACCAUGAAAAAGAUCAGAUGACAUGCUUGGAUACCCUAGCAGCAUAUUAUGUACAGCAAGCUCGGAAAGAAAAGAAUAAAGAUAAUAAGAAGGAGCUCAUUACACAAGCGACCUUGCUAUAUACAAUGGCUGACAAAAUAAUCAUGUAUGAUCAGAACCACCUGUUGGGAAGAGCUUGCUUUUGUCUGCUAGAGGGUGAUAAAAUGGACCAAGCUGAUGCACAGUUUCACUUUGUGCUCAACCAAUCUCCAAAUAAUAUUCCAGCUCUUCUUGGUAAAGCAUGCAUUUCAUUCAACAAGAAAGAUUAUAGAGGAGCCCUUGCCUACUAUAAGAAAGCACUGCGAACGAAUCCUGGUUGCCCAGCUGAGGUUCGGUUAGGUAUGGGCCACUGCUUUGUGAAAUUGAAUAAGCUGGAAAAAGCUCGUCUGGCAUUCAGCAGGGCUCUAGAGCUCAACUCAAAAUGUGUAGGGGCUUUGGUUGGGCUGGCUGUUUUGGAACUCAAUAACAAAGAGGCUGAUUCCAUCAAAAAUGGUGUCCAGCUCCUCUCUAGAGCUUACACAAUUGAUCCCAGUAACCCAAUGGUGUUGAACCACUUAGCUAAUCACUUCUUCUUCAAAAAGGAUUACGGAAAGGUACAACACUUGGCUCUUCAUGCUUUCCAUAAUACAGAAGUUGAAGCUAUGCAGGCAGAGAGUUGCUACCAGCUGGCUAGAUCUUUUCAUGUACAGGAAGAUUAUGACCAGGCUUUCCAAUAUUACUACCAAGCCACACAAUUUGCCUCCUCUUCUUUUGUAUUACCAUUUUUUGGUUUGGGUCAAAUGUACAUUUAUCGGGGAGACAAGGAGAAUGCAUCACAGUGCUUUGAAAAAGUUUUGAAAGCCUAUCCAAACAAUUAUGAGACUAUGAAAAUCCUUGGAUCGCUGUAUGCAGCUUCUGAAGACCAGGAAAAAAGAGAUAUUGCAAAGGGUCACUUGAAGAAGGUUACAGAACAGUAUCCAGAUGAUGUGGAAGCAUGGAUUGAACUAGCACAGAUUCUAGAGCAGACUGAUAUACAGGGGGCUCUUUCAGCCUACGGAACAGCAACUCGCAUACUUCAAGAGAAAGUGCAGGCAGAUGUACCGCCAGAGAUUUUGAAUAAUGUUGGUGCUCUCCACUUUAGACUUGGAAACCUAGGUGAAGCAAAGAAAUAUUUUUUGGCAUCACUGGAUCGUGCUAAGGCAGAAGCUGAACAUGAUGAACAUUACUACAAUGCUAUUUCAGUGACCACAUCCUAUAACCUUGCUAGACUAUAUGAGGCAAUGUGUGAAUUCCAUGAAGCAGAAAAGUUGUAUAAAAACAUUUUAAGAGAACAUCCUAAUUAUGUUGACUGUUACUUGCGAUUGGGAGCUAUGGCUAGAGACAAAGGAAACUUUUAUGAAGCUUCUGAUUGGUUUAAAGAAGCACUGCAGAUAAAUCAGGACCAUCCAGAUGCUUGGUCAUUGAUUGGGAAUCUUCACUUGGCUAAACAAGAGUGGGGUCCAGGACAGAAGAAAUUCGAGAGGAUAUUGAAGCAGCCAUCUACACAGAAUGAUACUUAUUCCAUGUUGGCUCUUGGUAAUGUCUGGUUGCAAACUCUACAUCAGCCCACCAGGGAUAGAGAGAAGGAAAAGCGGCAUCAAGAUCGUGCACUAGCAAUCUACAAGCAAGUACUCAGAAAUGAUCCAAAGAAUUUGUAUGCUGCUAAUGGCAUAGGAGCUGUAUUGGCGCACAAAGGAUAUUUCCGUGAGGCUCGUGAUGUCUUUGCCCAAGUGAGAGAGGCAACAGCAGAUAUCAGCGAUGUGUGGCUAAAUCUGGCACACAUCUACGUAGAACAGAAACAAUACAUCAGUGCUGUGCAGAUGUAUGAAAACUGCCUCAGAAAGUUCUAUAAGCAUCAGAAUACUGAGGUAUUGUUGUACUUGGCCCGAGCACUCUUCAAAUGUGGCAAGUUACAAGAAUGCAAACAGACCUUGCUGAAGGCUAGACACGUAGCACCUAGUGAUACUGUCCUCAUGUUUAACGUGGCCCUAGUGCUGCAGAGACUAGCCACUUCUGUCCUCAAAGAUGAAAAAAGUAACUUGAAAGAGGUACUAAAUGCUGUGAAGGAGCUGGAGCUAGCCCACAGAUAUUUCAGUUAUUUAAGUAAAGUAGGAGAUAAAAUGAGAUUUGAUUUGGCACUUGCUGCUACUGAAGCAAGGCAGUGCUCUGACUUACUGAGUCAAGCUCAGUAUCAUGUGGCUCGGGCACGCAAGCAGGAUGAAGAAGAGAGAGAGCUACGUGCCAAACAAGAACAAGAAAAAGAACUACUCCGCCAAAAACUACUUAAAGAACAGGAGGAGAAGCGCCUCAGAGAAAAAGAAGAACAGAAGAAACUUUUGGAACAAAGAGCCCAAUAUGUGGAGAAGACUAAGAAUAUCUUGAUGUUCACUGGAGAAGUAGAAGGAUCAAAGGAGAAAAAACGUGGUGGUGGCAGGCGUUCCAAAAAAGGAGCAGGGGAAUUUGAUGAGUUUGUCAAUGACGACAGCGAUGAAGAUCUGCCCGUGUCCAGAAAGAAAAAGAGGAGGAAGGGCAGUGGUAGUGAACAAGAUGGUGAGGAGGAGGAGGGAGAGAGGAAGAAGAAAAAGAGGAGACGACCCCCAAAGACCGAUGAAGGAAGUGAUGAUGAAGAAAAUGAAAAUGGCCCAAGACCUAAAAAACGACGACCACCCAGAGCAGAGAAGAAAAAGGCUCCCAAACCAGAACGUCUGCCUCCUUCAAUGAAAGGAAAAAUCAAAUCAAAAGCCAUAAUUUCCUCUAGUGACGAUUCUUCUGAUGAGGAUAAACUCAAAAUUGCUGAUGAUGGACAUGCCAGAAACAGCAACAGUGAUUCAGAUGAUGCUGAACAACAGCAAAAUAAGCAUGUUGUAUCUGAUAGUGAUUCUGAUAACAGGGACAAAUCUGGUAGUGAAUUAGGUAGUCCACGGAGGUCCAGUGCCCGCCCAUCUGAUGAUGAGUCUGACAGUGACAGGUCAGUCAGGAAGAGGAGACAGUCGGAUUCAGACCAGUCUGACAACGAAUCUGUGCAGUCCGGGAGAAGCCGCUCUGGUGGUUCAGAGAAUGAAUCUCGUCCAGCUUCUCGCAGCGCUGAUUCAGACAGAGAUUCUGAUAGAGGAUCUGACAAUGAGGGCUCUGGCAGAGGUUCUGGCAAUGAAUCUGAACCAGAAGCAUCCAACAAUGAGGCAUCUGAAGGUGGAUCAGAUGAUAGCGAUUGAAGCCAGUGUUUUUUAAAAUUGUUUUGUAAAUAUACUUCAGUUACAAGGUGGGGAAUUUUUAUAUUUGAAAGCUGUGAUUUAAAAACCUUAAUGUUUUAGUAAAGCUGUUGUGAAACUUUCUUUCUGUGACUUUUUUUUUUCUAUCAAGUUGUAUGUUACUAGCCACCAAUGAAUGUUUCUCUGUAGGCAUAUGGUAUAUUCUUACACUGAAGCAUAUAGAUGAAGAUCAGAAAUACUGUACCGUGUAGUAAGCCCACACAUGAAAUGGACUGCAUGUAAAUGCUUUGUCAAGCUCCCGCAGUUCCAACCUUGUUGAAACGGUGUAUCCAUGCAAUGUUACUACUUCCAGAAAAAGGAAUAGGUACACUUCCAAAAUAUUUUCUCAAAUGGUACAAAGAACUUUGGGGUAUUUAUAUCUUUGUUUCUGAAUAGAGAGUAGUGGUAAACUUUUUUACUUUCAAAAAAUGCAUUUACUGUGAUGCAACUCCUAAAAUUUUCAAAAGUACAUUCUUAUGGCUGCUUGUUUUUCUGGUAUAUUUAGAGAGAACAAAAAGCAAAAAAAAGAUGGAGGUUUAAAUAAAGUCAUAAAAUUAUGACAUUAGGUGUGUAGAUUAAAUAAAUAUUUUUAAGUUGGCAGGUGAAAAACAGAUGUAGAAAACUCUUUUCAUAUUAUGUGGAAAGGGGAGAGAUCUGCCAGUGUCAUAAUAAACUGUUACUAACAUC